AUGGCAGCUAACUUACCCAAAGCAACUUCUCGACUGUCACAACAUUCCAUAUAUGGACCUCGACAUCUGCAAUUUCGACAAGUACUUGGCAAGUUCAUUGAUAAAAGUAUCAAUCCAUACGUCGAUGAAUGGGAAGCACAGAAACAUUUCCCAGCACAUACUUUAUUCAAAAAAUUAGGAUCACUUGGGAUCUUCGGUGUUAAUAAACCCACUGAUUACGGUGGUCUUGGCCUGGACUUCAGUUAUUCGAUAGCUGUAGCCGAAGAAUUAGGCCGAAUUAAUUGUGCGGCGAUUCCGAUGGCUAUAGCUGUUCAGUCAGAUAUGGCUACGCCAGCGCUCUCUAUGUAUGGAAGCGAUUAUUUGAAGCGUGAAUUUCUCGGAGCUACUUUGGAAGGUGAUCUGGUGGCAUGUUUAGGUAUAUCGGAAGCUUCUGCUGGUAGUGAUGUUGCUGCAAUUCAAACAACAGCUCGCUGGCAUGGAAGUGAUUUGAUCAUUAAUGGUAGUAAGCAAUGGAUAACAAAUGGUACACAAGCAGAUUGGAUUUGCUUGCUAGCAAAUACAAAUGAUAAUCCAUCACCACAUCGAAAUAAGAGCCUUAUAUGUGUGCCAUUAAAUGAGCCAGGUGUACAUCGAUCCAAUCGCAUUGAAAAGCUUGGCAUGCAUAGUUCCGAUACUGCUGAAAUUUAUCUCGAUAAUGUUCGUGUACCAAGCCGAAAUAUAAUUGGCGAAGAAGGAAAUGGUUUUGUCUAUCAGAUGCUGCAAUUUCAGGAUGAACGACUUGUCGCUAUUGCUGUGCUACUUGAACCGAUGCAAAAAAUUAUUGAUAUGACAAUUGCUUAUACGCGACAGAGACGCGUUUUUAACAAAAGUGUCUUGGAAAAUCAGACUGUGCAUUAUCGGUUGGCUGAACUACAAACAGAGAUUGAAGCAGUUCGAUCAUUAUUAUAUCGAACUGUUAUGGAACGGCUGCUUGGAAAAGAUGUUACAAUGCUGGCCAGCAUGGGAAAAUUAAAAGCUUCGCGUCUGGCGAGAGCAGUGACCGAUUCUUGCAUACAAUUUUGGGGUGGUAAUGGCUAUGAGUGGAACAGUUUAAUCAGUCGCUAUCAUCGAGAUUUUCGAUUAUUCUCAAUUGCCGGUGGUUGUGAUGAAGUGAUGCUUAAAAUUAUUUCAAAACGGAUGAAUAUGAUAAAAUAA
Cercopithifilaria johnstoni is the source of this 1194-nucleotide messenger RNA. Lineage: Eukaryota; Metazoa; Nematoda; Chromadorea; Rhabditida; Onchocercidae. The record is from the annotation of a GenBank genome assembly.